This is a messenger RNA of Seminavis robusta, 1658 nucleotides long. Lineage: Eukaryota; Bacillariophyta; Bacillariophyceae; Naviculales; Naviculaceae. The record is from the annotation of a GenBank genome assembly.
CAGUAUACUUCGCUCAUUCUCUCUGCCAUUCUUGUCUUCAAACAAGAGACACCGUCUAACUUCGGUAGCUGAAGAGCAAGAAAAACCCCUGUAGCACGUAGAAAGUAGACCCAGAAUCAACGUAACAGAACGCACCAAAAUGGGUAUCUUGUCGUUUGUCGAUAUUGACACGGUAUCCAAAGUCACAACCUCCGUCCAAAUUCACGAGAACCAACGAUAUUGGAUCGGUCGAGGAUGGAAUCGAUCGCUCAUGCCCACCGAUCGAGGAUGCUAUUCAACGUUGGACGGCUCGCAAUCCUGGAAGACGUUGGAAGAAGCUGCCGAAGCACUGCUGGGGGGAAGUACGUGGAAAUGGAAGCAGGACGAGUGUCCCUUUCACGAAGGAGACUGGAAAUACGCUAGGGACUUUUCUGUUCAGGCCGUCAACGAUGCCAAGCCGAAACGGGGACCACUGCACUGGGUCCGUUAUCGUGUCUUGCAACGGCCGGCCGUGUUUGUCCCGGAGUCGAUUUCGACGGAGAGUGUACAUGACAAGCACGAAGUGGAAGGGGAACCAAUUGAGCAGGGAUGUCGAAACUGCGAUUCCAAAGCAGUUCGAGAUUUGGCGCGAGUGUUGUUGGAAGUCUUGGCCUUUGUCGCCAUUAUCUCGACCCCCAAGGCAUCUGCAACCACCGGCUCCGAUGCUGAUGCAGUUUCGUCCAACGUUCUAGCGACCGUCAAAGAUACGACGUUGCUGCGGAUUAAAUCCGAGUUGGUGGAGUUUUUGCUCAAAAACAGUAUACCCAGUGCUGCUUCUACUGGUGACGGGGACACCAACGAGCAAGAUUCCUUCUACCAGCUCCACAAACUCCAUCAAUCACUGCAAAAGUUUGCCGACGAUCAAGUUGCAAAAUACAAAUCGUCCAAUAUACUUCGAGCCGUCCUGGUAUCGACUCCCAAAUUUGAAACGCGUGACACAACCAUUCCUCUGUUGAAGCCCUUUUCUCAAUCCAUCUCGGAAAGAUGCUUCACUGCAAAUGAACGCACCGCCAUGGCGUUUUGUACCGUGAAACGCCUCGAUCGGCCGCACUUUCAAUUGCAGUGUCACAGUCUGUUGGCUUGCAAGGACGACAAAUGCGAGUUUCGAUGGGUUGCUUGCUCCAACGAAGGAUGUAAGGAAAUCAUGUCUCGGUUGUACUUGGAUUCCCAUGUCGAGACGGAGUGUCCUUAUAAACGGAUUACCUGCGAGUGCGGCGAUGAGUUUGCCAAGUAUCAACAACUGCGUCAUUUGCAAGAAGUCUGUCCCUUGCGGGAAGCAUCUUGUCCCUUUCAGCAGUUGGGCUGCACGAAAGUUCUCAGAGCCAAGGACAUUCCCGAACAUGUGCAAAAAGAUACCAGUUCCCAUCUCCUGUUGGCAUUGUCGCGCAUGAAGGAGCACGAAAAUCAAAUUCGUCAACUGCAACAGUCUCAAAAGGCUCUGGAAGGUCAAACCAUUCAUAAUCAAAACCAACACAAGGAGUUGUUGCUGCAGUUGCAGAAAAUCCAAAAACAAAUGAGUGCCCUGCAAAGCACCACAGGCCGUGAUAUCCAACGUCUAAAGGAUGAAACAGGACGGUCUCAUGUCAAGUAGAUGGCUCAAUAAAGAGUCAAAAGUUACUGUAACCAUGGAUUUUAUUCUC